UCUUAGAAAAUAAAAUAAAUUCAGAAAUUAGCUAUAAUACCAUAGAAAAUAAUAUGUUUGAAAUUAUCUUAGGCAUCUAAUCAUUAGAUAUGUUUAGAGUGAUGAAAAAUGUCAAUUCGUUCUUAAUUAGAAACUAAGUACUUUCAAACAACCACUAUUGUUAUAAAUGUGAUUAAUAAUGUAAGUGCAAAAAAAUUACAAUUAUUUGCAGAGCCCUCAUUAAGAGUUAUUGGUUAUAAUUUGAACAAGAGGAGAUUUUUGUAUUGAGGGUAGUAUAAUUCAGCCAAGGGAAGACAGUGGGCUUUUAAGUAAAUGAUAAUUUAGAUAACAAUUGGUAAAAAUAAAAAAACAAAAAGAAAUAUAUUUUUAGACAUAGCUUCACUUUAGUGGCUCAAAUAAAGAAAAGGUUCAUUUUGCUAAUCUAAAUCAUGCAGGGUGAAAACAAUAUAUGGUUUUAUGAUUCCGUAUAGCCUCAUUAGAUAUAAAAAUGAUUAUAAUUAAUUCAUAAGACUAUGGUAUUAGUGUUUAAAUAGAACAGUAUUGUGUUUGAUUCUUUGGUUUUAUGUAAUAUAUUUAUAUAUACAUCUUGAUGCGGUGCUCUCUUUGAUAAUAUUAAAUUGUGAAACACAUAAUUUUAAAUCUAAUUUAAAAAAUCCAAAGAUUUUUAUGAAGGUAACAUAUACAAAAUAUGCUUUGUUUAGUUCAAUAUUUCCUAUCCCUUAACUGGUGCUUAAAAGACAGUCGAAAUUGAUGAUGACAAGAAAUGGUAAUAAUUUCUAUGGAAUUCCUUAGCUCAAUCUUCUUUGACAAGAGAAUGGGACAAGUUGUGGAAGCAGACAACUUGGGUGAUGAGUACAAAGGAUAUGUGUUCAAGAUUACAGGUGGUAACGACAAACAAGGUUUCCCAAUGAGACAAGGUGUCCUCUUCAAGGGAAGAGUCAGAAUUCUCAUGAGAAAGGGACACAAGGGUUACAGACCUAGAAAGGAUGGAGAGAUGAAGAGAAAAUCAAUUAGAGGAUGCAUUGUCGGUUAAGAUAUCAGAGUCCUUGCCUUACAAGUUGUUAAAAAGGGAGCCAAUGAAAUCGCUGGACUUACAGAUCAAAACGUCCCAAGAAGAUUGGGUCCAAAGAGAUUGACCAAAUUAAGAAGAUUGUUUGGAUUCAAAAAAGCAGACGGUGUUGCUAUUGUCUAAAAGAAUCUCAUCAGAAGAACAUGGACCACAAAGGAUGGAAAGAAGAGAUAGAAGGCUCCAAAGAUCCAAAGACUUGUUACUGAAUCAAGAUUGAGAAGAAAGACCAUUCAAAAGAAGUCAGAAUAAGCCAGAAGAACCAAAGCCAAAUAAGCUUUGGAAGCAUAUAAAAAAUUAGCUCAUGAUGUUCACGAAGCUCACAAGAAACACAGAAAAGCAUCAUCUGAAAUCAAGGAAAAGGUUAAAGAAUAACCAAAGGUAAAUCACUAACAUCAAAUUUUAAGGCUAAGGAUACCAAGGCUACAACCAAACCAGCAUAAGGUGGAAAAUAAGCCACUCAAACUAAAGCUUAAGCUCCAGUCAAGGCUGCAGCUCCAGCAAAAACAACAGCUCCAGCUAAGACAGCCCCAUAACCAACUCAAAAAGCUCCAACCACCACCACCAAAGCCAAGAAAUGAAAAUGAUAUUAUAAAUAAAGUACAUUACAUAAAAAAAUUAAAAUUCA
Molecule: messenger RNA, 1694 nt
Organism: Paramecium octaurelia
Lineage: Eukaryota; Ciliophora; Oligohymenophorea; Peniculida; Parameciidae
Source: the annotation of a GenBank genome assembly